Molecule: messenger RNA, 610 nt
Organism: Striga hermonthica
Lineage: Eukaryota; Viridiplantae; Streptophyta; Magnoliopsida; Lamiales; Orobanchaceae
Source: the annotation of a GenBank genome assembly
GAGGAGUACGAGCAGCGGUCGCAGGCGUCGAACGUUCAUGAGCGACCACGCGUAGAGAAGCCGAGGAUCGUGCUCUCAACGUUCACGGGAACCAAUCCGGACGCUUGGCUGAACAGGGCGGUGCAGUUCUUCGACCUAAACGAGAUGCCGCAACGAGACUGGGUUCGAUACGCCGCGUACUAUCUAGAUGGUGAGGCCAACGUGUGGUGGCAGUGGCUCACGCGCGUGUAUCGCGGGCGGCAACAACCAAUCCGUUGGGAAGAUUUUGAACGCGAGCUCCUUACGCGUUUUGGGAACUCAGAUUAUCAUAACCACGACGAGGCGCUGACCCGGAUCCGGCAGUCGGGGAGUGUACGUGACUACCAAAAGGAGUUCGAGAGGUUGGCGUGCCGGGUUCGCGGGUGGCCGGAAAGCGCGCUUGUUGGCGCGUUUGUUGGAGGGCUUAGGUAUGAUCUUGCGGCCGAUGUACGAUUGGAGAGGCCGGAGACCAUGCUCAAAGCCAUGGAGAUUGCUAGAAGACGGGAGGAUCACUUGACCGCGACUCGAAGGGGACGGGCGGACUUUCGAGUCCCAGAGCCGCGACGUGUGCCGGCGACCGUGGGCGCACCUA